This is a messenger RNA of Aureococcus anophagefferens, 1916 nucleotides long. RefSeq lists its product as hypothetical. The record is from RefSeq and is a predicted model, not a curated record. The coding region runs from base 114 to 1916 and encodes 600 amino acids. The transcript has 2 exons. NCBI's taxonomy places the organism in Eukaryota, Pelagophyceae, Pelagomonadales, Pelagomonadaceae.
UUCGACGUCGCCGCGGCAACUCUCUCCUCGCCUCCAACACAUAUCGCGACCCCCCGACGACGCGACUCCCGAAUCGCCGUCGACUCGAGGCCCGUCGACGAGCUCGCCGCGAUAUGCGGUCCCUCGUCGCCCUCGCCGCCCUCGCCGUCGCCGACGCCGGCAAGAAGGCCAAGGGCGAGUACUCCUGGGACCAGGCCAAGUGCCUCUUCAAGAAGCGGAAGAUCGUCUUCCUCGGAGACUCGAACACGCGCUUCUUCAGCUUCCAGUUCGCGACGUUCCUCGAGAAGGGCGAGUACCGGAGCGACGACUACGACAAGUGGGGCGAGCCCGGCGACGACUACGACAAGGAGUACGAGGACGAGACGUGGACGGACUGGAGCCGCAAGUCGAAGAAGAGCGCGACGCACGCCCAGCACCUCGUCAAGACGUAUGAUGAUCUCGACUCGCGGCACACGUUCUUCUUCCUCCAGAAGACGUGGUUCGGCGACGAGACGACCAAGGAGGAGAACAUGGACGACAUCGCGGCCAAGGUGAAGAAGGACAAGGUCGACAUCGUCGUCAUGAACAGCGGCUGGUGGGAUUUGAAGGGCUGGGGCGAGAAGGACUACGACGACUGCGGCGAGGACUGGGAGGACGACUGCGGCGACGCGUACGAGCGCGACGCCGCGCGCUUCGACCCGACUUCAAUCUGCGCGCGCGACGUGAAAAAGGCCGCGGACGAGAUCUUCUCGGGAGCGAAGGCCGCCGUCUGGCGCGACUGCUCCUGCUGCGGCGACGAGACGUCCCACGAGAAGUCCGUCAAGCGGCUCAACGCCAUCGCCAAGGACGUCAUGGACGACCGCGGCUACCCCGUCGCCGAAAUCUUCGAUUUGUACGGCAAGAAGGAUUUGGACGACGCGACGGUCGACGGCACGCACGCGACGCCCGAGUACUACCACGCGUGGACCAUGAAGAUCAUGACCGGCGUCGAGGCGCAGCUCAAGACGGGGUGCCUCGGGGACUCCUACGAGGACGACGAGCCCGCGAGCUGCCCGGGUCUCGAGGCCGUGGCCUCCGACGGCUGCCCCGCGGACGCGGACCUCGUGACCUGCGACGACGCGUCGUUGCAGCCCGGCGACCUCUGCGAGGGCGACGGCGAGUGCGGCACGGACAAGAAGCUCAACAACUGCCCCGACGGCACCGGCGGCGCGGAGGCCGACGUCUACGAGGUCCUCGGGGCCGACGGCGCGCCGACGACGACGCCGCGGCCCUUCGCGUUCUCGACGCCGCGGCCGUCGCGCCGCCCCACGCCGAGGCCGUCGCGAAAGCCCACGCCGCGGCCGACGCCGCGGCCGACGCCGCGGCCGACGCCGCGGCCGAGCGCGGCCGUCGCCUGCGACAACCGCGCGUCGCCGUACAUGGACGCGAAGGGCUAUGGUUGCACGACGUGGAACGGCCUGCUCGCGCGCUGCCGCGACGACGCGGACUGGCGCGCGGCGCAGUACUGCCGCUUCAGCUGCGAUGAGCUCGGCGUCGGCUACGACGGUUUUACGUGCGCGGCGCCGUCCCCGACGCCCGCCCCUUCUACGCCCGCCCCCACCGCGCGGAACUGCCCCGUGCUCGAGGCCAUCUCGUCGAACGCGUGCCCCGACGACGCGCCGCGAAGCGCCUGCGACGCCGCGGGGCUCCUGCCCGGCGACUUCUGCUCCGGCGACGGCGAGUGCGCCACGGACGAGGCGCUCGACAACUGCGGCGCCGCGGACGUCAGGGCAGCACAAGGGUGCGAAAUUCCCAACUUCAAAGGCUCAUAUCUCGGCCGUUUUCCGCUCGUUUCGGCUGAUUUUUGGACGAGUGAUCAUCUCUCGGAACGGUCUCGAAGCGUGGAUGCUUUUUCCGGAACGCGCGCGCGCGGAACGCUCACGUUGAAGCGACGUUGA